CCGUGGCUUUCUCGUGAUUUAAACAUUUUAAUGCGUCCACAGUUACGUAGGGCUUCUGUUUCAUAAUUUUAUACAAGUUGGGGUGAAAAUUUGUCCGUGCUGAAUUGCAACAGCUUUUGUGGCACUCGUGCGUGGGUAACACUGAGUCACCGUAAUUUCCUUUUUUCAUUUCGAUUUCGACAUCAUCAAAAAAGGUAAGGUUUAAUGGGGCUUACUUCCGUCAAUGAUAUCUUUCUGAUUGUGGGUUUCAUUUGCAGCUAGCCACAAUGGCAAAAGUGAUCACACAAGAAACAUUCGAUGAUGUGGUUAAAGAGAACAUAGUGGAAUUUUCUAUGUCCAUCGAGGAAGCUAGAGAGGAAACGAUAAAGCAAUUUGAAGCCCAAGGUAUUCAUCUGGGUAACAUUAUUAAAGAUCUUAACGUUAAUCCCGACACGGGUGUGCCUUUGUUGAAUGAGAGCGUAGAACAACUGAAACGGGUGAUCGAAACGAAGGAUGCGGAUCCGCAAACGGUGUUCCAGCAUCUGGCCGUAAUCACCGAAGAAUGCAAACUGAGCGUUCCCCAUCGUGUGUUAGCAGCUAAACUGGGUGCUUACGAGUUCAUAGUAAAACGACUGAAUUGUGACGAUAAACUGGAUAGUGAGGCUUUGCUUAAACUACUCACUGCCGCCAACUCAAUCGUCAACAAGCAACCAGACGUGUUCAGCCAUGAAUCGUUGGCCGCUGCUUUGAAGAUUUUAAAAGCUGCUCCCGACACGAAAGUGGCAUGUGAAGCAAUGAAGUGGCUACAAAAGGCAUGCAUACUUCACGAAAUGAAUCGUCAGAUGAUAAUGGAAGAAAACCAAACAAUUCCCACCAUCAAACCGUUCCUUGCCCGAACCGAACCGGAUGUAAUCCGUAACACCUGCACACUUUUCCGUUACUUGAUUCUGGAUGACGACAUACGGGUGGAGUUUGGCAAGGCUCACGAGCACGCCCGUCAGCUUGCUGGCGAAACACUCACGGAGAUAACGCAAUUGCUUACUAAGUGCAAAUCUGACCCCGACUUAAUCAGCGACUUGAUGUUAACGAUCGCCUCUCUAACUGUGCGUAACGAAUUUUGCCAAACGGUAGAGGAAGCCGGUGGCCUAAAGUUCAUUCUGGAUGCGAUGGUUGAGUUUCCCGACUCGAUGAAAAUCAUUCGCGAAGCGUGCAAGCUGCUCAAAGCACUUGCCGGAAAUGACACGGUAAAGCAGCACAUAAUCCAGUGCGGAGCAGCCCCAUUGCUAGAGUCGGCACUUAACCGUCACAAAGAUAAUGAAACAUUUGCCCGUCAUGCGCUAGCGUGCAUCUCGACACUGGCAUUACGGGAGCCCAACAAUAGUAAGGCCCUGUUUGAGACAGGCAUUUCCGAGACAGUUAUUCAAACGAUGAAAAUCCAUCCGAAGAGCAAGAUAAUUCAGCGCAAUGCUGCAUGGGCUGUGCGGAACAUGGUGUCGCGAUCGCGAGAUCAGUGCGACACAUUCGUGGCACAAGGCAUCGAAGAUGUGCUUAAUCAAGCACUGAUAGAUCAUCCCAGCAUCACGCAGGAUGUGAAAUCAGCACUUAGAGAUUUGGGUUGUAAGGUGCAGCUGAACGAAGAGUGGAAAGCCACAUCGGAGAUUCAGAUAAAAAAUGACUAAAAUAGGCGAGUACGUUUGUUGAUCCAAUCGACAACGCUAAUUAUUUAUCAUAUACUGUGUACUAGGUACUAUGUAACUGCGCAAUCUACUCAUCUGCACCACAUCAUUGAAGCUUGUACUGCCACUGAGAAGGUAAUUUUUACUUUUGUCUAACUCACAUUUGUGUGCUGAAAUUUAUUUUCUAAA
Molecule: messenger RNA, 1844 nt
Organism: Anopheles moucheti
Lineage: Eukaryota; Metazoa; Arthropoda; Insecta; Diptera; Culicidae
Product: armadillo repeat-containing protein 6 homolog
Exons: 3
Coding region: 267-1658 (463 amino acids)
Biological process (GO): hematopoietic progenitor cell differentiation
Molecular function (GO): protein binding
Source: RefSeq, a predicted model, not a curated record